Molecule: messenger RNA, 2637 nt
Organism: Sceloporus undulatus (fence lizard)
Lineage: Eukaryota; Metazoa; Chordata; Lepidosauria; Squamata; Phrynosomatidae
Gene: TMED1
Product: transmembrane p24 trafficking protein 1
Exons: 4
Coding region: 109-627 (172 amino acids)
Biological process (GO): endoplasmic reticulum to Golgi vesicle-mediated transport; Golgi organization; intracellular protein transport
Cellular component (GO): Golgi apparatus; COPII-coated ER to Golgi transport vesicle; endoplasmic reticulum
Source: RefSeq, a predicted model, not a curated record
CCUUCGCUGCUGGCGCUGAGCCUCCCUCCCUCAGGACGCCGAGUUCACCUUCCUGCUGCCGGCCGGGCGCCGGGAGUGCUUCUACCAGUUCGCCCCGGCCACAGCUCAAUGGAGGUCGAGUACCAGGUUAUUGGUGGGGCCGGGCUGGAUGUGGAUUUCUCCUUGGAAAGCCCUUCAGGCUCAUUGCUAAUUGAUGAAUAUCGGACAUCAGAUGGGGUGCACACCGUUGAACCCAUAGAGAGUGGAGAUUACAAGCUGUGCUUUGACAACUCCUUCAGUACCAUCUCAGAGAAGUUAGUGUUCUUUGAACUAAUCUUCGAUAGCCCCCAGGAUGAUGAAGAUUUGAAUCAAUGGGCGGAAGUGGCCGAACCAGACGAAAUGCUUGACAUUAAGAUAGAAGAUAUUAAGGAAUCUAUUGAAACCAUGAAGAGCCACCUUGAGCGGAGUAUCCAAAUGCAGGCAUUGCUACGUGCCUUUGAAGCACGGGACCGCAAUUUGCAGGAGAACAACCUGACCCGGGUCAACUUCUGGUCAGCUGUCAACCUCAGUGUGCUGGUGGUGGUAUCCUUCCUCCAGGUGUAUAUGUUGAAAAGCCUUUUUGAAGACAAGAGGAGAGUCUGGACGUAACAGAAAGAGAAACUGACUCCCCCACCCCGUUGGUAGCUGUGGGAUCCAAGACCAGUGCCAGCACUCAUAUUGCCAAAGCUUAGUACUGCCAGAAUUCACCACCAAUUCAAUUUUGAGUUCUCUGCAGAAGGGGUUCAAGGAAUAUGGGCAGGAUAAGGGCAGGAAUUAGAAUGGGGGCAUGUAACAUCCACACGUGGAGCAGUGGCUGUGGCAAAGGGCAAAACAGGAGCAUGUGGAAAUUGUUAAAAGGACAAGUAGGAGUAGAGGAGACAUCUGUUGGGUGAGAGCAGACCUGAAUAAGAACACCAGGCAACUUCAGUGCCUCCUCUGCUUCAGUAGCUCUUCUGUUGACAACGAAGGAUGCAGGGUGUCCUAAAUACUAUAGUUUGCAAGGGGUUUGUCCGUUGGCCUUAAUCCUGGAUAUUCUGCAUCAGACUGGAUCCAUGUGUGCCUUAACCAGAGGUGCUAGCCUGAUUAGAAGUAGGUGUGCCCCUACUCUUCUGUAGUGAAAACGUUCUUAGCCCUUCCUCUGUUUUGAAUUUCCUCGCCCAAAAAUGCUCCACAGUAUUUCAAAACAUUAAGAAUUUCCCUGGCUAGCUUUGAUGAUCUUUGCCCUCCAUGAUUGUCUGCCAUUCCUUUCUAGGCAUGGAUACACAAGGAAUAUGUGCAAUUGCUGAAGAGAUUGUUGACAAAGCUUUAGUUCCAGCAGUCUGGUAAGGAUGAGGUGGAAAGGGCUGCUGGUAGUCUCAUUUGGAUUACCCACCUCCCCUCCCUUGGUCCAGAAUUCUUACGUAUGAAUUCUUACAUACAUUAUUCACAUAUGAAAUGUGAAACAUUUCUUUCCCUGGAAGGGGAAAAACCCAUUGCAUUUCAAAAUUACCUGUUUAGGUGUCUUCAGAUAUUAGAAUUCAGUAACAAAUAGCUUCUCUUGGAUUUACUUGGAACUGACAUUCAUAGUUUAUGAGUUACUAAUGCAAUCUGAGUCCAUACUGUUUUUUGUCCUCAGGUUGAUACUACAGUACUUGCAAUUUUUUAGCUGGUCCUCAGAUAUGAGGUCCCUUUCACAUGACCAUUCUAGUACAGUACUAUGGUUCCUCUUUAAUUGCCAUGGCACCAUUCCGUAAAAUGAUGGGAUUUGCAGUUUGGUCAAUUCUCUGCCCAAGAAUUCUAAAUGCCCCUCCCUCAACUGCAGUUCCCACCAUUCCUUUGGACAAAACCAUGACCAUUGAAGUAAAAUCAUAGUGCUAUAACAAUACAGUGUGAAAGGGGCCAGAGAUAUUUCAGUCGUGUGAUAUGUGCAUAUAUUUCUAUGAUGGUAGCAGAUCCCUAUCUUUAUAUAAUAAUCAGGAGAGAUCUGUGUUGGGUAACAGUGGGUGAGACGCCAAAUCCUUCCAAUCUGCUGCUACCUGUGUUACUCUCUAGACCCUCCAUGAUCCUUUACCCACUAGCUGGGCUCCAGUUCAGGAAAUAAACUGGGCUAGAAGAGCAAGUGUAAGAGGAGUGGCGGUGAGGGUGAGGAGGAUUAUGAACAAAGCAAGAAUUUAGCAGCCCCUUCACAUUUGGCACUGCAUCCCUGCCAUGACUUUACACAAUGUUAGGGUGAGAUUCCUUAUAGCUUGAACCUUGGCUCUUUCAUCUCAUUGGCAAUGAAUUGAAUGAUCAAGAGCAAAUGAUGUCUUGCCCCAACAGCCAUAUUCUAAUGCGGAGUUAAUUUCACUUUCUCCUACAUAUGAUAAGUGUAUGAUAAAAUUUACUUGAAUAUAGCAACAUGUAAGGCCUAGGCUGGUUUUUCAUGGUACUAUGCCUUGAGCAGGACAGGCUCCUAGUGGUUUUGGAAGCUGCAUCCAAAGGCGGGUGAUGGUAGGAAAAUAAUACAUGCUGAAAUAUUUUAGGCUUUUUUGGGCUUCCUCACCUUACAGAACAACUGACAUAGUGUUAACGAGAGAGACUGCCAACAUUGACUCCUUUGAAUGUCAGUGUUUCUGGUUCAAUAAAUUGUCUUUUGAAUUA